GCUCGAAAUACAAAAUAUAUUUUAGAAAAAACCCGCGCGGGGUAUAGAAGAAGGAAAAAAAAAAGGGGAUUAUAUAAAUACCUUCUGCCUCUUCGAGUCUUAAAUCCCUAGAUCGGAAAGCCCAGCGCAAGCGCAUCCGCCAUCAAAGCUAUUAUUGCCUCUCGAGAACGCAUCUUCUCCAUGGACGGAUCCACCAUCAAAGGUGAUGUGGAAUUGAACGAUAGUGAUGCAGGCACUCGAAAAAGCAGCAGCAUGAUGAGCAGGAUUUACGUUGAGGGAUACGACACAUUGCUCCCUGGCAAGGUCGUUGCCGCUUUGAAAAAACAUUUCGCUUCAUGUGGAGAGGUGAUAUAUGUUUAUAUUCCCGGAUACGUUUGGAAUACCACCCGUCUCAACAGCUUCGCCUUGAUUUAUCUUCGUGGGGAAGGUGCAGAAGAGAAGGCGUUGAAACUUAGUGGAAGCAAGAUGCGAGGACGCAUGUUAGUCGCUGAGGCUUACCCGUUUCACGCCAAACACCUUGACUCUGUCUUGUCUCCUAUGAGAGUCUUAGACAAUAAGCGAUGUCACGUCCGCGCUAUCCUCUUUCUUGAGGGAGAAGACGCAUUAGAGAAGGCGCUGCAACUUAGUGGAUGUGAUGUUGUGAAAGGAUUGGAGAAUAUUGAAGUUUCUGGGGUUGCGGCGCCACAAAAUGGGCGUGACUGCUGCCCCAGCACUCCCAACUUUCCCUUCAAGUCAAGGAUGAAUACGACUGGGAAGAAGAUUGCCAAGAAGAAGAAGAAGAAGAAGAAUAAGACUGUGAAGACUACGGAGUGGAAAACCCUCUCUUAGAAGAACACGAACACGAACACGAAGGUCUUUGGUGUUUUCAUCUUCUUUACUGUUUUUUUUUUAGUUAUCCCAAGCUUGGUUCGGCUUCUUUACUAAGUAAAACCCAUAAUUGCGUUUGAGGCUCAUGAGAUUGUUGAAUGAAUGUCUUAUAUGCAUAAAGAAGUACAUGGAUGUUUUCUG
Molecule: messenger RNA, 1008 nt
Organism: Thlaspi arvense
Lineage: Eukaryota; Viridiplantae; Streptophyta; Magnoliopsida; Brassicales; Brassicaceae
Source: the annotation of a GenBank genome assembly